AUGAAUGUAUUGCUUUUUGUAAGUCCAGGUCUGUGCUCUUCUGAUGAGACGAAACUGGUAAAGGAUCUUUUUAAGGGUUAUAACAAGGUGGUCCGACCUGUAAGCCAUUUUGCUGAUGCUGUUGAGGUGACCGUAGGACUGCAGCUCAUCCAGCUCAUCAGUGUGGAUGAAGUAAAUCAGAUUGUAACAAGCAAUGUCCGUCUUAAGCAGCAAUGGAAGGAUGUGAACCUGCACUGGAACCCAGACGACUAUGGUGGAAUCAGGAAAAUCCGAAUUCCCUCCACUGACAUCUGGAAACCAGAUUUAGUGCUCUAUAACAAUGCUGAUGGAGACUUUGCCAUUGUGCAUGAGACAAAAGUUCUUUUGGAUUAUACCGGUAUGAUCACAUGGAAUCCUCCUGCUAUCUUUAAGAGCUACUGUGAGAUUGUAGUUCUUCACUUCCCCUUUGAUCUGCAAAACUGCAGCAUGAAGCUUGGCACGUGGACCUACGACGGCAACCUGGUCGUCAUCAACCCGGACAGUGAUCGACCAGACCUCAGUAACUUCAUGGAAAGCGGUGAAUGGGUAAUGAAGGACUACAGGAGCUGGAAGCACUGGGUGUAUUAUGCCUGUUGUCCUAAUACACCAUACCUGGACAUCACCUACCACUUCCUGAUGCUCAGACUGCCACUGUAUUUUAUUGUCAAUGUUAUUAUACCCUGCAUGCUCUUCUCCUUCCUCACUGGUCUUGUCUUCUACUUGCCCACUGACUCUGGUGAGAAGAUGACUCUCAGUAUCUCUGUUCUGCUGUCUCUGACUGUGUUCCUGCUGGUGAUUGUCGAGCUUAUCCCCUCCACCUCCAGUGCUGUUCCGCUCAUCGGCAAAUACAUGCUCUUCACCAUGAUUCUUGUCAUCGCUUCGAUCAUCAUCACUGUCAUUGUCAUCAACACACACCACCGCUCUCCCAGCACCCAUGUUAUGUCUCCCUGGGUCCGCAAGAUCUUUAUUGAUACCAUCCCAAACCUCAUGUUCUUCUCCUCUAUGAAGCGCCCGUCCCAGGAGCCGAGGAAUAAGCACCCUUAUCCAGCUAACAUUGACAUCUCAGACAUUUCAGGCAAACCUGUGCCCACUUCUGUCACUUUUCAGUCAUCCAUCAUCAAAAACCCAGACGUGCGUAGUGCCAUAGAGGGCGUCAAAUACAUUGCAGAAACCAUGAGGGGUGAUGAAGAGUCCAACAAUGCUGCCGAGGAGUGGAAGUUUGUAGCCAUGGUGCUGGAUCACAUUUUACUUUGCUUGUUUAUGAUUGUGUGUAUUAUUGGCACGGUGGGAGUGUUUGCUGGCCGCCUCAUUGAACUCAACAUGCUUUAAGACGUCCUGGAGGCCAAAAGAAUGCUACAGGCUAGAGAUGGAUGGAAAAAUAUGACUGCUUCUAUCUGUUGCUGGUGUGGCACUAAUUGUAGCUUACUAAAGCUAACAUGGUUAAAAGGAGCAUAUACUGUACAUGUACGCUUGAGUGCAUUAGGUUUGACUGUGUAUAUGCCAGUC
Molecule: messenger RNA, 1524 nt
Organism: Trichomycterus rosablanca
Lineage: Eukaryota; Metazoa; Chordata; Actinopteri; Siluriformes; Trichomycteridae
Gene: chrna1
Product: cholinergic receptor, nicotinic, alpha 1 (muscle)
Exons: 9
Coding region: 1-1347 (448 amino acids)
Biological process (GO): regulation of membrane potential; monoatomic ion transmembrane transport; signal transduction
Cellular component (GO): neuron projection; synapse; plasma membrane
Molecular function (GO): transmembrane signaling receptor activity; acetylcholine-gated monoatomic cation-selective channel activity
Source: RefSeq, a predicted model, not a curated record